GGUGCUCAUUCCUGGGAGCAGCGCGGACGGCAGUCGGCUCUGCGACGGGAAGAUGCUGCGGGAGCGGACGGUGCGGCUGCAGUACGGGAGCCGCGUGGAGGCGGUGUACGUGCUGGGCACUCAGCUCUGGACCGAUGUCUACAGUGCAGCCCCGGCUGGGGCCAAAGCCUUCAGCCUGAAGCACUCGGAGGGUGUGCAGGUGGAGGUCGUACGUGACGGAGAGGCAGAGGAGGUGGUCACCAAUGGCAAGCAGCGCUGGGCCCUGUCACCCAACACCACACUGCGGCUCAGCAUGGCCCAGGCCAGCACAGAGGCCAGCAGCGACAAGGUCACCGUCAACUACUAUGAAGAGGAGGGCAGCGCCCCCAUUGACCAGGCGGGGCUCUUCCUCAUGGCCAUUGAGAUCUCCCUGGAUGUGGAUGCAGACCGGGAUGGAGAGGUGGAGAAGAACAAUCCUAAGAAGGCAUCCUGGACCUGGGGUCCUGAGGGCCAGGGGGCCAUCCUGCUGGUGAAUUGUGACCGAGACACCCCAUGGUUGCCCAAGGAGGACUGUAGUGACGAAAAGGUCUACAGCAAGCAAGACCUCCAGGACAUGUCUCAGAUGAUCCUGAGGACAAAAGGCCCCGACCGCCUGCCUGCCGGGUAUGAAAUAGUCCUCUACAUUGCCAUGUCGGACUCAGACAAAGUGGGCGUGUUCUACGUGGAGAAUCCGUUCUUCGGCCAGCGCUACAUCCACAUCCUGGGCCGGCAGAAGCUCUACCACGUGGUUAAGUACACCGGUGGCUCUGCGGAGUUGCUGUUCUUCGUGGAAGGCCUCCGUUUCCCCGACGAGAGUUUCUCAGGCCUGGUGUCCAUCCACGUCAGUCUGCUGGAGUACAUGGCGGAGGGCAUCCCGCUGACACCCAUCUUCACAGACACUGUGACGUUCCGGAUUGCACCCUGGAUUAUGACCCCUAACAUCCUGCCUCCUGUGUCAGUGUUUGUGUGCUGCAUGAAGGACAAUUACCUGUUCCUCAAAGAGGUGAAGAACCUGGUGGAGAAAACCAACUGUGAACUGAAAGUUUGUUUCCAGUACAUGAAUCGCGGUGACCGCUGGAUCCAGGAUGAAAUCGAAUUUGGCUACAUUGAGGCACCCCACAAAGGCUUUCCAGUGGUGCUGGACUCCCCUCGAGAUGGAGCACUGAAGGACUUCCCCAUUAAGCAACUCCUGGGCCCGGAUUUUGGCUAUGUGACCCGGGAGCCCCUCUUUGAGACUGUCACCAGCCUCGACUCCUUCGGGAAUCUGGAGGUCAGUCCCCCAGUGACUGUGAAUGGCAAGACAUACCCACUCGGCCGGAUCCUCAUCGGGAGCAGUUUCCCUCUGUCUGGAGGCAGGAGGAUGACCAAGGUGGUGCGCGACUUCCUGCAGGCCCAGCAGGUGCAGGCGCCCGUGGAACUCUACUCCGACUGGCUGACUGUAGGCCACGUCGAUGAGUUUAUGACCUUUGUCCCCAUCCCAGGCAAAAAGGAAUUUCGGCUACUCAUGGCCAGUACCUCUGCCUGCUACCAGCUCUUCAGAGAAAAGCAGAAGGAAGGCCACGGGGAGGCCAUUAUGUUCAAGGGCCUGGGCGGCAUGAGCAGCAAGCGUAUCACCAUCAACAAGAUCCUGUCCAAUGAAAGCCUCACACAGGAAAACCAGUACUUUCAGCGCUGUCUGGACUGGAACCGUGACAUCCUUAAGAAGGAGCUGGCAUUGACUGAGAAGGACAUCAUUGACCUGCCUGCUCUCUUCAAGAUGGAUGAAGACCGCCAGGCCAGGGCUUUCUUCCCUAACAUGGUGAACAUGAUCGUGCUAGACAAAGACCUGGGCAUCCCCAAGCCCUUCGGGCCCCAGGUGGAAGAGGUGUGCUGUCUAGAGACACAUGUUCGAGGCCUGCUGGAGCCCCUGGGCCUUGCCUGCACUUUCAUCGAUGAUAUCUCUGCCUACCACAAGUUCCUGGGAGAGGUUCACUGUGGCACCAAUGUCCGCCGGAAGCCCUUCACCUUCAAGUGGUGGCACAUGGUGCCCUGACUGCGAGGGACCCUGACGUUUCUUCCUCCCCUGCGGUCUCCUGGUCCUUCCUGUGCCCCCAAGACCUUUCCCUACAAGAAGCGGGUGGGAUUGGGGGAUAUAUGUGCCUUACUGUCCCCUGGAGAAGGACCUCAGUGUCCACUGAAGCCACUCCAAGUAAGCCCCACCAUCCCCCCACCUGAAACUAUCAGGACCUGUGGUUAGUGUGCAGAGCUCUGGCAGGGAAAAGCGGACUUCAACAAAUCAUGUAGUCAGACUGUCCCCCAAGAAUUCUCAGCCUCUACGCCAAAUCAGAAUGAGGGGAGAGAGAGGGAGGCUCUGAGGUCACCCAUCAAGGUAGACCACAAGGACCAGGGCCAGAGUCCUGGCAUCCUUUAGAUGGUACCAUCACUCCAGACUCUCCUCCCUCAGGUCCUCCUGGGGCUCCCUGCACCCAUUCAUUCCUUACAGAUUCCGGUACACUGAGUCCCCACUCCCUGAGGGUCCAAUCAUUCAGUUUAGAAUCUUCCAGAAAUAGGUCUUAGCAGAGGAGAGUUCUUCAUUUUCUGUGGAUGCAUCCUGCCCAAAUUUGGGCGGAGGGGGAGGUCUCAGACUAGCAUCCACGGUCCAAAAUUCAGUAUAUGAAGAUGCUCCUGCCGGCCAGCGCUAUUUCCGUUCUCUCACCUGGUCCUCAAUUCUCUGGCCAGUCCGUGGGCCUCUUUUCCCUUGUUCUAUUCUGGACACUGCCCCUCCAGCAGCUACACAGUUUCUUUGCCACCAGGCAGAUUCAGGCCUCCUGAGGGUGAGAAACAGCCUGUCCCUCCUCUUAGAUGCUGGCCCCAGUGUCCAAGGAUGCUGGCUGUGCUCCAGCUCAGUGGUCACUUCCCAGCUAGCUACUGCUCCAGCAGUGGAAUUUCCCAGCACACUUUCCAAAGGCCUUCCAUCCAGAUACAGGGAAAUUUAUCCCCUCUGCUUCACUAGAAAGGCCCCGCGGAGCUGUAGAGAUGGCUCAGCAAUUAAAAAUGCUCCCUGCUCUUAAAGAUGACCUAACACCCACAACUGUCUGGAAUUCCAGAUCCAGGGGAUCCAAUACCUUUUUCUGGCCGCUGAGGGCGCUGCACACGUGUGCACAAACCCAUACACAUAAAUACAUUUUUUUAGGGUCUGUGGUUAAGGUCGAGUGGUUCAGAGCACUUGCUGCUCUUGCAGAGUUCUGGGGUUCAGUUCUCAGCACCCAGGUGGUGGCGCACAACUACCUAUCACUCUAGUUCCAGGGGGUCCAGUGCUCUCUUCUGCCCUCCACGGGUUUCUGCACACAGAUGGUUCACAUACACACACUCAAACACACAUACAAGUAAAGUAAAAUAAAGGUUAUCUAAAAAAUAAAAAAUAAAAUAAAGAAGGUCCUUUAAGGCCAAGAAGAUAGGAAAUAUUAAUUCUACUUUGAAGGGUUAAACGGUCCUGUUUUUUAACCAAGGAAAGGGUUACAGGCCUUCAUUCUUAGAAAGGGUUACAGGCCUCCAUUCUUAGAAAGGGUUACAGGCCUCCAUUCUUAGGGGAACAAGAUUGUUAUCAUGGAUUCUUCCUCAGCUAUGCAAUCAAUGGGUCGUAUGCCACUGAGCAGAGGGCAGAGACCUGGACUCUGACAAAAUAAGCUAGCCAGAGACUCGCUUGUCCCCAACAGACAAAACUCACAUCUACAUGGCCGUCCUUUCCCCUUGCUGUGGUAGGCUCUUUGGAAACACUACCCAGUAUAUUCAAUAAGCAUUCAAGACAACAGUCGCUGCCUUCAAGAACUAGGGCUGUGUCUGCUUUUCCAUCCAGCUGGGCCUACAGCGCCAUGCCAGGUCAGGCCCCAGAGCCUCCAAAGCUGUCAUGUCAUCCUCUGUCUCUGGGGACAGUGGUUCCUGCCCUUGAGAGCAAAGCUCCAAAUCCUGUCUCCUGCUCCAGAGUAGAGAACACAGGCACCCCUCUGAGGGAGCUGAUCUGGAGAUGUGGGGUUUCCUCGUGUGUGGUGUUCGGUUAAAGUGACUUUACUGCUUUUAUUUUUAUCUGCGUUAGGAGGAAGUGAGCACCUCCCACAUGGAGGCCGCUUGUCUUUGUAGAUUGUGCUACAAUUCUCCCUGUUGGCUGUUUCAGCAAUUUCUGGAACUCCAGGACUCAGACACUGCCUGUCCCAUCUCACUUACUCAUCCAGUGUGACUCCCCCGAGUGUGGAUGCCCCACCCUGUGGACUCCUUGCUCUUCCUACCCUCACUGUGUGGUUUGUUUUUUUUUUAACUUAGGCCCAGAUGUUCUGGGCUACACCAGUUCCUGUUUCAAUGUUAAUUUUGAAAUGCUCUGUGAAGUGCGGUGGGGACAGCAGGAAGAUGGCGGGAACCAGGCAGAAUCAACUUCCUGGAGAAGAAGCCAAGAUGGAGACUGAGAAGUGUUUGGGGAAGAGCCAAAAUAAAGAGCAAUAAAAUAAGCCGUCCACGGGAAA
Molecule: messenger RNA, 4511 nt
Organism: Grammomys surdaster
Lineage: Eukaryota; Metazoa; Chordata; Mammalia; Rodentia; Muridae
Gene: Padi2
Product: peptidyl arginine deiminase 2
Exons: 16
Coding region: 53-2050 (665 amino acids)
Cellular component (GO): cytoplasm
Molecular function (GO): protein-arginine deiminase activity; calcium ion binding
Source: RefSeq, a predicted model, not a curated record